This is a messenger RNA of Nothoprocta perdicaria, 3334 nucleotides long. It is a transcript of the gene RHOBTB1, whose product is annotated as Rho related BTB domain containing 1. The transcript has 11 exons. The record is from RefSeq and is a predicted model, not a curated record. Gene Ontology annotation, biological process: small GTPase-mediated signal transduction; regulation of proteolysis; proteasome-mediated ubiquitin-dependent protein catabolic process. Gene Ontology annotation, molecular function: ubiquitin protein ligase binding; GTPase activity; GTP binding. The coding region runs from base 123 to 2207 and encodes 694 amino acids. Lineage: Eukaryota; Metazoa; Chordata; Aves; Tinamiformes; Tinamidae. Gene Ontology annotation, cellular component: cytoplasm.
GGUCCCGCUCCGCGCCCAGGGAAACACAGUGAAGGAAGACAUGAAACAUCUUUAAUAGAAUUCUGCUUUUGAUCAAGCUGGUAAAAUGGAUGCGAACAUUUUCUCUUGUGAGUUCUCGAUAAAUGGACGCUGACAUGGACUACGAAAGGCCCAACGUGGAAACGAUCAAGUGCGUGGUGGUGGGAGACAACGCCGUGGGCAAGACGCGGCUCAUCUGUGCGAGAGCCUGUAACACAACCCUGACUCAGUACCAGCUGCUGGCAACUCACGUUCCAACCGUCUGGGCCAUCGACCAGUACCGGGUCUGCCAAGAGGUCCUUGAACGCUCACGAGAUGUUGUGGAUGAAGUGAGUGUUUCUCUCAGGCUUUGGGACACAUUUGGGGACCACCACAAAGACAGACGUUUUGCUUAUGGAAGGUCUGACGUAGUUGUUCUGUGCUUUUCAAUCGCUAAUCCCAAUUCCCUGAAUCAUGUGAAGACGAUGUGGUAUCAGGAAAUCAAGCACUUCUGUCCUCGCACACCGGUCAUCCUGGUGGGCUGCCAACUCGAUCUCCGUUACGCUGAUCUUGAAGCUGUUAACAGAGCCAGGCGGCCUUUGGCAAGGCCUAUUAAAAGAGGAGAUAUUUUGCCACCAGAAAGAGGCAGAGAGGUUGCCAAGGAGCUUGGGAUACCAUAUUAUGAAAGCAGCGUCUUUGACCAGUUUGGAAUUAAAGAUGUGUUUGACAAUGCAAUUAGAGCUGCCCUGAUCUCCAGAAGACACCUGCAGUUCUGGAAAUCGCAUUUGAAGAAGGUCCAAAAACCUCUACUUCAAGCUCCAUUCCUACCUCCGAAAGCACCUCCUCCCGUUAUCAAAAUUCCAGAGUGUCCGGUACCGAGCAUGAACGAGGCUGGAUAUUUACUGGAUAACCCACUGUGUGCAGAUGUCAUGUUUGUUCUCCAGGAGCAGAACUGUAUUUUUGCUCACAAGAUUUACCUAGCUACCUCCUCCUCCAAGUUUUACGACCUUUUUUUAAUGGAAUGUGAGGAAAGUCCAAGCUUGGAUGAAACGAAAUGUAACAAAKCAAGUACAGACAGGGAUGCUCCGACCUGUCAUCAUGAGACAAAUGAUGAUAGUAAUGAGAGAUCCUUAAAAUCCACUGAUGUCCAGCUUGGAGCUCCAGAAAGUGGGGACUCUGUAAACACCCUGGACCCUGAAGCUGGGGAAGCCAGUUGUGCAGCAAGGUCCCUUUCGUCCUGGGGCAAAGGGUUCGUCAGUGUGCACAAGGAAAUGCAAGUGAACCCCGUUUCAAAUAGGACGUGUCUUGUAACUGUGGUAAGAAUGGACUCAUCUGUGCAGGCUGGACCUUUUAAAACCGUCCUGCAGUUUUUAUACACGGGGCAACUGGAUGAGAAUGAAAAAGACCUCACAAGAUUAGCUCAGCUUGCUGAAAUCUUGGAAGUAUUUGAUUUGCGAAUGAUGGUGGAGAAUAUUAUGAAUAAAGAAGCCUUCAUGAAUCAAGAGAUUACUAAAGCAUUUCAUGUCAGGAAAGCUAAUCGGAUAAAAGAGUGCCUUUGUAAAGGGACGUUUUCGGACGUGACCUUUAAAUUGGAUGAUGGAACCAUAAAUGCCCACAAGCCGCUGCUCAUCUGCAGCUGUGAAUGGAUGUCCGCGAUGUUUGGAGGAUCAUUUAUUGAAAGCUCGACCAGUGAGGUAGCUCUGCCCAACAUAAACACGAGUUCCAUGCAAGCAGUUUUGGAUUACCUGUAUACCAAACAACUGUCCUCCAGUCAGGACCUGGACACACUUGAGUUAAUUGCAUUGGCAAAUAGGUUUUGCCUUCCUCACCUGGUUGCACUAGCAGAGCAGCACGCAGUACAGGAGCUAACAAAGGCCUCCAUGAGUGGCACUGCAAUAGAUGGAGAAGUGUUAUCCUACUUGGAGGUGGCCCAGUUUCACAAUGCUAACCAGCUGGCAGCGUGGUGCUUGCACUACAUCUGCACCAAUUACAACAGCGUUUGCUCCAAAUUCCGCAAGGAAAUCAAAGCUAAAUCUUCAGAUAAUCAGGAAUACUUUGAGAGGCAUCGCUGGCCACCAGUGUGGUACCUAAAGGAGGAAGAUCACUACCAGCGAGUUAAGAAGGAGAGAGAAAAGGAAGAUGUUGCACUAAACAAACACCAUUCAAAGCGCAAGUGGUGCUUCUGGAACUCCUCUGCUGUAGUCGCCUGAGCGCAGCCAACAGGUGGAAAUCUGUAGCCAGCCUCAGAAAUUAGUCUUAUUGUUAGAAAUAAGAUGUAGUUCAGGUUUUCAGGCACUAAUUUUGUUCCACGUGUGUGCAUUUAUUAUUGCUAUGGUCAAAAGCACAAGCUCACUUAAAGUGAGCCUGGAACAGCUCCUUGAAGUCAUAUGUAUAUUUUUGGCUAGUAAGCAGAUAAAUGUCWACCAUUAUUACAUUUCUUUUUAUACAGAAAACAAUCCAGCAUUAAUGUUUCAAACUCCAAUGGGGAAAUAUUUUUAUACUGUCUGGGGUAUUUUGUUUAAAUACAAUUCUGGAUUUUGUUUUAUUUUACAGACCACAAAAUAACCAUGUAGCAGCUUUGUAAUUAGAUUUUAACUAUUUUUCCUAUGUGAGUACAGUGAAAUAGAGAACCUUCAGUCAUAAGAGACCACCUUUAGAAUAAAAACCCAUAAAAACUCAUCUUAGGAAAGAAUCUGCUGCCUAGUAUAAGGGUUUUUUAUAACUAGGUACUGUGCACUCAUAAUAUAAUUAGAUGGUUACUUCCCCUUUUCAAAGUAAGGGGUUAUAAUAAGAUCCAAUAAAUGCAAGACAUAGAGUGCUUGAUCUUUGUUCAUCUGAAUAAUAGGCAGUAUAAUUACUUGUUCAACUGCAGGCAAAUGUAUUUCUAGUAUUUGCAAUGUAGGUGCAAAUACUUACGACUCUGUGGGCCAUGUGAAAUCUAGUGAUUCUAGGUAUUCAGAGGUUUUAAAUGUCUAGAUUACAGAGGAUAAUUCUAAAAUUAUUUAGAAGGGCUUAUUAAUUUAUAUAYUUACACAGGUGUGGACCUGAAUAUAAAAAGCAGUUACACUGCCUGUAUUUGACUUACUGCAUGGCAGUCACCUAGUUCCGCUGGGAUCCCGCCUGUGCAGCCAUUCCUCACGCAGAAUUCCUUUUGCUUCAUGGAAGCGAGUUGAAAGGGCUGCUAGAACAAGUAGGAGCUAUUUUCUGUUGUGGCUUUCUGUAAAUGGAGAAGGAUCUUCACAUGCUAGGUCAUUUCAGUUUGAUCCAGCUUGUUUUGUAGCUUCUCCUAGAUAGAAGUCAAAGUGUUAGAUGCUGUUUAAGUAGAGUAUCAUUCCCU